AUUAGCAUCAAUAAAGUAGUUUCAUUUGAUCAUAUUUACGGGUUUGAAGAAAGACCCAAUGGCGGAUACGGAGAAAUGCCUAGAUUCUCAACUAUGGCAUGCCUGCGCGGGAGGGAUGGUGCAGAUGCCUCCGGUUAACUCAAAGGUCUACUACUUCCCGCAGGGUCAUGCGGAGCAUGCUCAUGGGAACGUCGAUUUUGGGAAUUCCCCAAGGAUUCCACCCUACAUCCUAUGCCGAGUUGCUGCUGUGAAGUUCAUGGCAGAUCCAGAGACCGACGAAGUGUAUGCGAAGAUGAGGUUGGCUCCCAUAAGGAACAACGAAGCUGGCGACGAUGAUGGGGUUCUAGGAAGCAACGGGUCUGAGGUCCAAGAGAAGCCCUCAUCGUUUGCCAAGACCUUGACACAAUCAGAUGCCAACAAUGGUGGAGGUUUUUCUGUUCCUCGUUAUUGUGCAGAAACAAUCUUCCCCCGCCUGGACUAUUCGGCUGAUCCCCCUGUUCAGACGGUCCUUGCUAAGGAUGUCCAUGGUGAGGUUUGGAAAUUCCGGCAUAUAUAUAGGGGGACCCCACGCCGUCACCUCCUGACAACAGGAUGGAGCACGUUCGUGAACCAAAAGAAGCUCGUUGCUGGGGAUUCAAUUGUCUUCUUAAGAACAGAGAAUGGGGACCUCUGUGUCGGAAUCCGGCGAGCAAAGAGAGGGAUUGGUGAUGGUCCUGAGUCACCGUCCGGAUGGAACCCAGCUGCUGGAAAUUGUAUCUCACCAUACGGGAGUUUCUCUGUCUUCUUAAGGGAGGAUGAUAACAAACUUAUGAGGAACCCCAAUGGUGGUGGUGCAAACUCUAAUGCUGGUUGGAGGACAAGGGGAAGGUUUAGGGCUGAGUCUGUUAUUGAGGCUGCAACUCUUGCUGCCCAUGGGCAGCCCUUUGAAGUUGUGUACUACCCAAGAGCCAGCACCCCAGAGUUUUGCGUGAAGGCCUCCGCUGUGAAGGCGGCAAUGCGUAUCCAGUGGUGUGCAGGGAUGAGGUUCAAGAUGGCGUUUGAGACAGAGGAUUCUUCACGGAUAAGUUGGUUCAUGGGAACCAUAUCUUCCGUUCAGGUUGCUGAUCCCAUCCGAUGGCCUAAUUCCCCGUGGAGACUUCUUCAGGUAACUUGGGAUGAACCAGAUUUGCUACAAAAUGUGAAGCGUGUCAGCCCAUGGCUGGUUGAAUUGGUAUCAAACAUGCCGGCCAUCCAAUUCUCUCCCUUUACACCCCCAAGGAAGAAAUUGCGCCUCCCGCAACAUCCAGAUUUUCCCCUUGACGGCCAAGUUCCUAUUCCGUCAUUUUCAGGCAACCCUCUUGGAUCCAGCAGCCCCUUGUGUUGUCUAUCAGACAGCACGACUGCAGGCAUACAGGGAGCCAGGCAUGCUCAAUAUGGUAUAUCCCUAUCAGAUCUCCACCUAAACAAACUGCAGUCGGGUCUGUUUUCAGCUGGUUUCCACCGGUUUGAUCAUGCUACCCCACCUUCGAGAAUCUCCAACAGCCUCGUUGUGGCCAAGUCUAGUGGCAUUGACAAUGUAUCAUGCUUGCUUACCAUGGGAAGUUCUGCUACCCAGAUUUCGAAGAAAUCAGAUGAUGGGAAGACACCCCAGUUCGUGCUCUUUGGUCAACCUAUACUCACUGAGCAGCAGAUCUCUCUUAGCAGCUCCGGUGAUACAGUCUCACAGGGGCAUACGGGGAACAGUUCAUCUGACGGGAAUCAGGAGAAGGUGACAACCUUCUCAGAUGGUUCUGGGUCUGCACUUAAUCAGCGUGGGAUACAAGAUAAUUCAUGUGAAGGGAUUCCGUGGUACAAGGAUCGGCCAACAACAGAGGUUGGUUUGGAGACUGGUCACUGUAAGGUGUUUAUGGAAUCAGAGGAUGUGGGCAGGACUCUUGACCUCUCAGCGCUUGGGUCAUAUGAAGAGCUAUACAGGAGGCUGGCCAACAUGUUUAGCAUAGAAAAGUCCGAAACACUGAGCCAUGUGCUCUACCGGGAUGCAACAGGUGCAGUUAAACACACCGGAGACGAACCAUUCAGUGAGUUCAUCAAAACGGCAAGAAGGCUGACAAUUCUAAUGGAUUCAGGCAGCGACAAUAUAGGAAGGACAAGGGUUACAGGGUUGCGGAGUGCUGAAACUGGACUUAGCUCUCCUAAUAAGAUGGGCCCACUAGGCAUAUUUGCUUAAGAUAGGAAAUUUCUAGGUUAUUGAUGCAGGACUUUGAAAUCAUUUUCUCUUGAAGAACUUCCCUUUUUUUUUAUAUAUAUUUUCUUCCCC
Telopea speciosissima is the source of this 2296-nucleotide messenger RNA. Its product is annotated as auxin response factor 18-like. Lineage: Eukaryota; Viridiplantae; Streptophyta; Magnoliopsida; Proteales; Proteaceae. Gene Ontology annotation, molecular function: protein binding; DNA binding. Gene Ontology annotation, cellular component: nucleus. Bases 59 to 2206 code for a protein of 715 amino acids. The record is from RefSeq and is a predicted model, not a curated record. Gene Ontology annotation, biological process: regulation of DNA-templated transcription; response to hormone. The transcript has 4 exons.